Miscanthus lutarioriparius is the source of this 393-nucleotide messenger RNA. The record is from the annotation of a GenBank genome assembly. Lineage: Eukaryota; Viridiplantae; Streptophyta; Magnoliopsida; Poales; Poaceae.
AUGGCUUCGCGUAAGGCGCUGCUCAUCAUCACCGCCGCCAUGGCCGUCGUCGUCGUGGGCGCUCUGCUCCCGGCGACCGCGUCGGCGGCGAACUACAUGGUUGGGGACGACUCCGGCUGGGACCUCGAGGUGGACUACGACGCCUGGGCCAGAGGCAAGAACUUCAAGGUCGGCGACACGCUCGAGUUCCUGUACUCUACGGAGGAGGCCACCCACAACGUGGUGAUGGUGGACGCGGGGAGCUACAAGGCGUGCACCGUGCCGAGCAACGCGCCGACGCUGACCUCCGGGGACGACCACGUGACGCUGGGCUCGGCCGGCCAGUUCUUUUUCAUCUGCGGCAUUGAAGGCCACUGCCAGUCCGGCAUGAAGCUCGCCGUCAACGUCCAGUGA